UAAGUACAUAUGUAAAGUACAUAUGUACAUCUUCUUCACUACACAUGCCACCUAAAUGUUAAUAAAACGGAAAAUAUUGAGAGAGCUUGAGCUCGAAGUUUAAAUAAACAUUUGAACGUUAGAAAUACGCUUGGUAAUUAAAUGUGCCCUGAAACUAAUGUGAUGUCGUCUAUGUGUGAUGGCGGGUAAAGAGUUAGUAGGCUAUCAACAGCAGUUUGUUGAAGAAAUUAACUACGAUGAAAUCGAAACAGAGCAGAUAGUUGGAAAAGGUUCUUUUGGAGUAGUAUGGAAAGGAAAAUGGAAAGGGCAAUACGUUGCAGUAAAGUACAUCAAUUCAGAAGGUGAAAGAAAGGCCUUUACAGUGGAAGUUAGACAAUUGUCAAGGGUUGUGCACCCUAAUAUUGUUAAACUAUAUGGUGCCUGUACUAAAAAUCCAGUCUGCUUAGUAAUGGAAUAUGCGGAAGGCGGAUCCUUAUACAAUGUUCUACAUUGUAACCCUCAGCCACAAUAUACUGCAGGUCAUGCAAUGAGUUGGGCUUUACAGUGUGCCCGUGGUGUUGCAUAUCUUCACAAUAUGAAACCAAAGCCUUUAAUUCACAGGGAUUUAAAACCACCAAAUUUGUUACUAGUUAUGGGUGGACAGACUCUUAAAAUUUGUGACUUUGGCACAGCUUGUGACUUAAAUACAUACAUGACAAACAACAAAGGCUCUGCUGCUUGGAUGGCUCCAGAAGUAUUUGAAGGUUAUAAAUAUACAGAAAAGUGUGAUGUAUUUAGUUGGGGUGUCAUUCUGUGGGAGAUAUUGUCAAGGAAGAAACCAUUUGAUCAAAUUGGUGGCUCAGCAUACAGAAUAAUGUGGGCAGUGCAUAUGGGACAGAGACCUCCUUUGAUUGAAGGCUGUCCAAAACCAAUUGAAGAUCUUAUGACUAGGUGUUGGCAUAAGUCUCCUGAAGAAAGACCAUCAAUGGAUGUUGUAGUAGAAAUAAUGACAACAUUAUCACAAUUUUUCAGUGGUCAUUUAGAACCUGUCGAAUAUUCUGCCAGUAUUGAAUCAGAAGAAGUUAAUGAUAAUCAUGUCCCUAAAGACGAUACCUUAGAUGUAUCUGGUACCCUGGAUUCUCAAAUAAAUGGAUACACUCCUAAUGGUACAAUUAGAGCAAAUGCUCCUAAAGAAACAUCGAAACUUCCAAAUGGGAAAGAUAAUUUAUCAAAUCCCUUCCGUAAUAGUUGUAAAAAUAAUUCAUUAGACAACGCAUGCAGUAAAAAGCUUCAAAACAAACAUUUUCCACCACUUCAUAUUGAAUGUGAUCAGAAUACUUGGGAAUUACCAUGUCCUGAUCCACAAAUAGACUCGCCGGUCCUGAGGACGAAAACCACUGUUCAGAGUAACAGCACAACUAAUGAAGAUUUGGACAAUGUUUAUCGUUUAUUGGAUGCUGACUUGAGACCACUCACACCAGAUCAAACUUGUGAGAGAUCAAAAGAAAUUUUUGAGGAACAUAAGCAGCUUGCACAAGAGUAUUUAAAAGUUCAAACAGAAAUAGCUCUCUUGGGACAACACAAAAACGAAAUGCUUAAAAAUUUAACUUUGGACAGUCUAAGGCAGCAGGAAGAACUUAGAAAACUCGAAGAUGAGAAGGAAUCUUUGAUCAAGUUGUAUCGAAAUUUAAAACGGCAAUUAGAAAUAAUGAAAAAUCAAAGAAUGAAUAAUGCCUUGAAUGCGCAAAUGGUAGGUCCUGCAGUUUCAGGGAAUAAUGGAUGGUUUGUGAUACCAUGUCAAGAGCCUUCGAGACACUCCUGAAUAUCCAUAUUAUUCACUAUAUAGUAAAGCAAUGAGAUCGUUCGUAUUUCUCAAUCAACAAUAAACAAGGAUAAAUUAUCACCUCUGAAUAUGAUAAGAGUGGUUAAGAAAAAGAAGGAAAAAGUAUCGAUUUCAAAGAAAGCUUGAAAAUAUGAUGGAUAUCUUAUGAUAUCCAAACAGUUUUAAUUAAAUAUUAAAUUACUGCUUUCUUGCAUUUGAUUGAGACUACCGUUAAGAUUUCAAAAACAUUUAUAGGAAGCUCUAAUAUUUUCCAUGAAAACAGUAUGGAAAAUAAGUUUUAUUAUGUUGUCCGUAUUUAUUGUAAUUAUUCCAAGUUUUUAAUGUAUUUGUUUCAGACUAACGACACAUAAGCGUUUCGUGAAAACAUGUUUUACAUAUGUACUUUGCUAAAAAAUUUUUAUGAAGAAUUUUAUUUUAAAUAGAAUUAUAUAUAUAAAUGCAUUUUACUUUUGCAAUAUUUUAAAAUAUCGCUGUAUUGUCUUUAAUAGCUAAUAAUAUGAAAAGUCCCCAUAUUAUAUCGGUUAAAGUACAAUUGAAGUCGUAGUAUACUGUGUAUAUUAAAUAAGUAAUAAAGUGGCACUUGCGUGUCUUGUGCCUGAUUUUGCACGAUGUAGGUCAAACAUGUGAAAACAAUUGAUUUUGCGUGACACCUGUAAAAUUAGUACCUUAUUGCAUAAUUGGUAACACAUAACAGUGAUUAACAGGUAUUAGUUAACUGUCUGCGACAUAGUGAUUAGCACAGGUUAUUUGUAUAAGGUUUAACUGUGGUAAAAUUAAGGAUGUAUCUUAUCGUUAUUUUACUGUUUAAAUACUAUCAGCCAGCAAUUCAAUCUCGUCAUUACAAAUAAUUUAUACAGUCACUUACUUAUUGAAUUACUGAUACAAUUAUUAAGUAUUAAUAAUUAUAUUUCAGUUACUCAUAAUAGAAUUCGUCCUUUAUAUAAAGGAUAAUUUAUAAUUUAUUUUGAAUUGUUUCCUUACUUUAAAGAAAGCAUGUAUCUAUCAACUAAAUGUGAGUAUAAUUGAAGACUUGAAUUUUUGUCCUCCAUAUGAAAUAAUUAUUGACCUAUAUUUCACAAAUGUUUACUUCUAUGCGAACAUAUAAUAUUCGCAACAAAAUUGUUUUUGUAUUUCUCCCACGUCUAGCUACAUAUAUCUUUUUCUACUUGCUAAUGGGGCCGGUUGAUGCUCAUAAAGAAAACUUCAUUCACGAUGAUGCAAUUCCUUUUUCUAUUUUUGUAUAUGUUUAUAGAUCCCCAAGAUAUUCUUAAACAAUUUGUAAACUAUAAUUUAAGAAUUUUACGAUUGAAUUAUGGCAUGUACAAAAUUUCAUUUUUUUUUUUUAAUUUGUACUACAUAUUUUGAGGUUUUUGUAAAAACUGACUCUGUUAAUAAAUAGUGUGAUUAUUAUAGAA
Messenger RNA from Megalopta genalis, 3237 nucleotides. Its product is annotated as mitogen-activated protein kinase kinase kinase 7. Gene Ontology annotation, biological process: JNK cascade; protein phosphorylation; positive regulation of canonical NF-kappaB signal transduction. Lineage: Eukaryota; Metazoa; Arthropoda; Insecta; Hymenoptera; Halictidae. Gene Ontology annotation, molecular function: ATP binding; MAP kinase kinase kinase activity. The record is from RefSeq and is a predicted model, not a curated record.